GAUAAGUGCACAGCACGCGGAUGGGAACACAGCCGCAGAGAGAAGUGGUUCUCGUCUCGCGCCCGAUUGUUUAUUCUCCUCCGCUAGCCAGGUUCGCUGUCAUGCUACAGGACACGGAUAUGAGGUUUAUCCACCGUACGCGUUUUUGCUCUCGUGCACGAACCGGCAGACUUUAAGGACAAGCCUCUUGUUUUGUUUUGUUUUUCCACCGAGUUCAGGAUUCAGAAAACUUUUCUCUCUCGUGUUAAAAGGAAGCGAACGCACGGGUUCCGGUGGGUGCCGAACUGCCUCCUCUCCCCCCCCCCCCCCUUCUUUCUUUUUGCUGGAUUUCGGUGUUUUGUAAUCGUCUCAGGAGCUUGCCUUGGGUUUUUAUGGCUUUUUAAAAAAGUUUAUCAGCAAGAUUCAUGAAGAUUUUCUCGCCCAAAUUGUUGCUAACUGGAAGCAGCAGGUUCGGUUCACGAGCUCCGUUCCAGGCGUUCGACGUAGCGCGCGACGCUGGUUUAAAAGUUUGAAUAGUAACGAAAAUAACCGUCAUCUCCAGCGUGGGUUUUUAAAAAAUCGCCAUUUUUCCCGACGAAGUCCUACUCCUUUCUUUCACCUAUAUUUCUUGAGUAAAAUGCUGAAGUGACAUUAUUAUUAUUAUUUUUUUUCCAGUGUUUUUUAUUCGGAUAUAAAGUGAAACCAAAGCACACCGACUGGAGCGAGUGAGGAGAGGGGGAAAAAAUCUGCAAAGUUAGCAGAAAAAGGAGAGAGAGGCAUCAAAAAUCACGGAAAUCGCUUUGCCCCUUCCUCUCACAGGCUUCUAAAUGGAUUUUAUCAAAGCAACCCGCUUACUGUUGCACCUUUUGGACUAACACCGGCUCGGGUACAGACACCAGACAUUCCGCCAUUUCUGGAGAAAUAAAAGUGAAUUAUUUCUUUUUCAGUGGGGGUGUUUUUAUUUCCCUUUAGAGCUACGAUGAAAAGGCGCCGGAGACUUCUGAACUCGUCAGAGAAAUUCCAUCACUGUCGCAUCAUGAUAUGACACCGAGGACUGCUCUAUAAUAAUAAUAAUAAUAAUAAUAAUAAUAAUAAUAAUAAUAAUAAACGUUCACACCUUGGGACAUUGUGUUAAACAAUGGCAGCGUCGGCUUAUUUCCCCGGAAAUGGAGAGGCUGGACUUGAUUAUCAGCAUCACUGAAAUAACUGGAGCGUUUUCUUCUUUACAGACUUUAUUACGCAAAUAUUUGGGGCUGCGCAUGCGCGAAGAGAGCGGUCACGUGCUCGGCACCCGCGAGUUUCAGGCUGUUAAUGGGUGGUGUCAAAAGUCUAAGUGUGUGACGACUCCAUAUCUGCGCACAGAAGAGGACACACACUCCCACGUCCCGCAAAAAUGAAUGAGAGACAGGCUCUCCAUUCCAUAAUGAAGGACCUGGUGGCGCUGCAGAUGACCAGGCGGCAGCCAGUGCCAGCUUACGACAUGGCCAAAAGCAAGCCUGCUAACACGGCUAGCAUGGCUAACAGACAGGACGACGUCAGGAUCAAGUUUGAGUUCUGCGGAGAGAGAAGGAUACUGAUGUUCAGUCGGCCCGUGCAGUUUGAGGAAGUCCAGCAAAAGGUCAAGACUGUCUUUGGUCAGCAGCUAGAGCUCCACUAUAUGAACAAUGAGAUGUCAAUCCCGCUGCAUGGCCAGGAUGACCUGGACAAGGUUGUUGACCUGCUGGACCGCAGCUCAAACAUGAAGAGCAUAAAGAUCCUGCUGCUAACAGAAGAACACAGCAAUGUCUCGUCCAUGACUCAUCACUCUGGGUACAAGCAGGUCCGAAUCAAAGCCUCGCAGUCCAUGGGGGAUGUGAGCACAGCGUAUCAGUCCUCUGAACCCAGGGGACGUCACCCGUCCACCAGUUCUCAGAACACUGGACGGAGCUCUCCGCCUCCCGGAUACGUCCCGGAGCGGCAGCAGCGCAUCGCUCGCCAGGGAUCCUACACCAGCAUUAACAGUGAGGGAGAGUUCAUACCCGAGACCAGUGACCAGUGUGGGCUGGAUCCGUGGAGCAGUGCGGAAAAUUCCAUAUCCGGAAGCUGCCAGUCUCUCGACAGCAACUCUGAAAGCCCCUCACUCCGGAAGUCCCGCAUGCACAGAGCCAGAAGUUAUCCCGAUAACAGACAGGAUUGUGCAGACCGGGAGAAUCACGUGUAUGAUAAGAUUAUCGCUAAAGGUGGGACGUACCCACGGAGGUACCCGGUCUCUCCGCAUCACAAAGACCUCAGUGAGGGUCGCCGGACGUUUCCACGGAUACGACGUCCCCAGGGGAACCUGUUCACGCUGGUGCCAUCGCGCCGUUCGCUCAACGGCAGCGAGGAGAGUCUCGGAAGCUGGCAGAUGGUCGACCCCCACUCCCGGCUCCGCCCCAAAGACCGCCCGCUGCCUCACAAGUCCCCCACAGCUCCUGUGACAUGGAGGAGAGGGAAACUGCUGGGUCAAGGUGCAUUCGGCCAUGUUUAUCUCUGCUACGACGUGGACACUGGACGGGAACUGGCAGCUAAACAGGUCCAGUUCGACCCGGCAAGCCCGGAGACCAGCAAGGAGGUCAGCACUCUGGAGUGUGAGAUUCAGCUCCUGAAGAAUCUGCAUCACGAGCGCAUCGUGCAGUACUACGGCUGCCUCCGGGACCACAACGAGAAGACGCUGACCAUCUUCAUGGAGUACAUGCCUGGGGGGUCAGUGAAAGACCAGCUGAAGGCGUACGGCGCUCUGACGGAGAACGUGACCCGCAAGUACACCAGGCAGAUCCUGGAGGGAAUGUCCUACCUGCACAGCAACAUGAUCGUCCACAGGGACAUUAAAGGUGCCAAUAUCCUGAGGGAUUCGGCAGGGAACGUGAAACUCGGAGACUUCGGGGCCAGCAAGCGCCUGCAGACCAUCUGCAUGUCCACUACGGGGGUGCGCUCGGUCACCGGGACACCGUACUGGAUGAGUCCGGAGGUCAUCAGCGGAGACGGAUACGGACGCAAAGCGGAUGUGUGGAGUCUCGGCUGCACCGUGGUGGAGAUGCUGACGGAGAAGCCGCCCUGGGCCGAGUACGAGGCCAUGGCAGCCAUCUUUAAAAUUGCCACUCAGCCCACGAACCCGGUGCUGCCGUUGCACAUCUCAGAGCAGACCAGAGACUUCAUCCGGCGCAUCUUCGUCGAGGCCAAACUCAGGCCGAGCGCAGAAGAGCUGCUCAGACACCCGUUCUCCCAAAUCUUCUGCUGAGCGAGCUCUUCACCUGGAAAGCCGUAUUUAUGACACGCAGAGUGACCACAAAGCAGACCGAAGCACAAGAGCUGGGAAUCAUCCAGCCAAGAGCUGGUGUUUAAUUAGUCCUUUAAUGGUGUUGUCGCAGUACUCAGUUUCUACCAGCAGGGGGCAGUGUGCUAACACCAUCUUCAAAUCAAUACUUGGGCUGCGAAAUAUGAAUCAAAUACAUUAUUGUGGUUAUAUAUUGAGCUGCAGAACCUGAUAUAUGACUGUUAAAGAUUAAUCAGAACACAAUAAGUCAUAAUAUUGAUAGCAUGAGAUCUGUCAGGCGUCUUGUGAUUAAUAAACCAUGUAUUGUGCAGCCUACGUCUUCCAAAGCCGAGGGUCUCGGCUCUCAUAACUGGAUUGAUACUACGAUCCGUAGCGCUGAUCUAGCUCACCGGGUCAGUCACGUUAGCGUCGUGUCAGUCGUCAGAGAGGUGAAGCUACAGGCUGCGUUUCAGUCGUGAGCUUUCCUUUCGCUCACAGUCCAAAUAAACACUCUCCGUUAAAGGGUGUGUAGAUACCUGACACUUUUCUCUUACUGCCCGGACAACCCGUACGCUUUUUGAGGCAAAACUGUAACUGUAACCUCGCGGCUUUAAAUCCUCGCGAGUCUCAGGAUAACAUCGUGUGACAUGAUUCAGGGGAACAUUUGAGUUAGAACCUCCUAGCAGUGGUGAGCUUCUUCAACUAGCUGGCUUAACUAUUAGCUAAUAUAUUUUCUGGACUAUAAAUGCACUAUAAGUUUGCCUUUUACUUCAAUUCUAUACGUUAUAUCGAUUAUUAAACCCUGUUAUUGAUGCUUGCUUGUUUUCUUAAACACAUUAUAAUAUAGAUUAUAUCCACACGCUACACACUACAGAUGCAAUCUCUAGAGCUCGGAGGUGUGGAAACACUGGUGCGUUUAUACUCCAGAGAAUAUAGUAGCUGAUGGGCUUGUGGGAUACGACGACUUCAUCCUCUCCACGUCAUUCGAUUACCAUCUGCCUUAAGUAGGCAUUAGAUUGCGCCAGGAUGUCUCAUCAUCCGAAAAGAAUAAUCAGAUCGAGCCGGAUGAAGAAUAUCGCUUUUCCCUUUCUGUAAUCCUUUUCCUUUAAUUGUACAUGGCGGCUCAUUUUCUGCCUCGUCUGCCAGUCCUGGACGAUUACAACGUAAAAUUAUAUAUAUAUAUCAACUCUAUAUCAAAAGGACAGGAGUCUGAAUCUAAAUAUUCCCAGCUGUUAAUGGAGACUCUUAGAGGUUUUUCAGUUCCUUUUACAGUUGCCUCAAAUCGCUAGCAAGGUAUCACGCCUUUCACUAACUGAAACGUGUUCUGAUAUCCGGUGUUUGAUUUUUAAUUUUUAUUAUUUUUUUCUGAGAAUAAGCCAAAGAGCAUGAAAUCUGCCCCGAAUUCUCUCCAGUUCCUUCAGGCAGUGGUGUUAAAAUCCUCCUAUUUAAUCCAGGUGGAGAUUGUGCCUUAAGUGUCCAAUUUUUAUUUUUUAUUAUUUUAUAUUAUUAUUAUUUUUUGUUUAAAAAAAAACUCUGAUGCACUUUUGUAUAAAUGAAUGUUUUGGGUUUUCUUUCUUUUUUUUUUAAUAUUUACCACAUUUUUAUUUUUUCUUGCCAAAGUUUCCAUAAUGUGAAAUCUCUUUCACUUUUAUUUAUAUCCCAGUGCUCAGCUGUCUUUUUUUUUUUGCAUACACAAAUAUUCAUGUACAAAUAUAUUUUUAUAUCGAUUUUUUUUAUACAUGGAGACAGAACGAUACUUUUCGGGAUACGGAAAAAAAAAAAAAAAGACGAGACGAGGCGAGACGAGGCGGUGUUAGAAACCCGAAUCUAAGAGAAACAAUGUUAGCAGCUGGUUUUGCAAAGACAUUUCUGAGCGGGGAAAAAAAAGGCGCUCUGGUGGUUCGACCCAAGCAGAAAAGCCGAGUGGAUGUGUGUGUGUGUGUGUGUUCUGGAGAACAGAGUGAUCAUGAGAUGUUUCUACAGAAUGACUUGUGUUAUAACGGUGCAGUUAACAGGUAACUUGCCCCUGAAGCUGAUUGUGCGCCUGAUGGAUAUUUUGGGACGUCGAGAAAAAAGAGAAAGAAGGAAGCGAGUGAGAGAUUUAAACGGUUUUAGAAAGUCAUGCACCUUUACAAUCGCUUCAUGGCAGCUGAAAGAAACCGAACUCACGACCUCAGUAUUAUCCGGUUCCGUCUGAGUGAGGAGACGAACAUCCUGACACUUUUCUAGAAAUUUCUAGAAGUAAUUUUUCCAAUUCCCAGAUUGAAGCUUGACGGACGCGACUUUUCUGACAGAAGCAGGCAAUUUUCAGUUCAAUUUAUUUGUAUAGCAGUUUUAACAUUGGACAUUGUCUCAAAGCAGCUUUAUAGAAGAAAAAAAAAAUGAUAGAGUUACUAUUUCAUCCCUAAUGAACAAGCCUGAGGCGAGGAAAAACCCUGAAAUGAUAUGAGGAAGAAACCUUGAGGCUCAGAAAGGAACCUCAUCCUCGUUUGGAUGGCACCGGGCUAGUAAAUAAUGUAAAUGUUGACAAUGUCCUUUCUACAACAGCACCCAAGAGCUCUUGAGGAACUAAGAGGUCAGUGGAGUUGACUUAGCACUAACUCCUUCCUGCCGAAAGCUGACUCAUGCGACGGCAGUACACAGACGGAGUGAUAGUCUCCGAGUGGUUCUAUCCACAGCGCUAUCUGCCCUCUUCCUCAUACAUCAGCUCACAGAUGGCUAUGAUUGGCUAGAAUCACUACGACUAACACGCCAUCAUCCUUCCCACUCAGACUCCACAGCCUAGUUUAGCUCUCUUCGCAUCUGUGAGAUCUGGAAAGUUCAGGUCAUUAAACACGUUGCAUGUUAAUAGAUUCUGGACUUUCUAAUAUCCCAGAACAGUUAUAUACACUAUAUUGCCAAAAGUUUUGGGACACCCCUCCAAAUCAUUGAAUUCAGGUGUUGUUUUUCAGGGGUUGGGCUCGGCCUCUUAGUUCCAGUGAAAGGAACUCUUAAUGCUUCAGCUUCAUACCAAGACAUUUUGGACAAUUUCAUGCUUUGUGGGAACAGUUUGGGGAUGACCCCUUCCUGUUCCGACAUGACUGCACACCAGUGACCAAAGCAAGGUCCAUAAAGACAUGGAUGAGUGAGUUUGGUGUGGAGUCCUGACCUCAACCCCAUAGAACACCUUUGGGAUGAAUUAGAGUGGAGACUGUGAGCCAGACCUUCUCAUCCAACAUCAGUGCCUGACCUCACAAAUGUGCUUCUAAAGAAAUGGUCAAAAAUUCCCAUAAACACACUCCUAAACCUUGUGGAAAGCCUUCCCAGAAGAGUUGAAGCUGUUAUAGCUGCAAAGCCCAGGACAACUCCAUAUUACAUUCAUGUGCAAGUACAGGCAGAUGUCCCAAAACUUUUGGCAAUAAAGUGUAUAUUGGAAAAACAUUACAUACUCUUUUGGAUCCAGCAUCGAACAUCUCCAUCAUCAAAUCUAAAAACCUCUCUUUCCUCCAUCUCAGCUUUCAGAGACCGCGUAAUACUGAGGUCACGAGGCGAACGAACGUGUCGACGCAGGAGGACGCCAGAGCGCCGGGUUUCGCUCAGCUCGACGGUUUUGUUUAGCUCAGGGUUCGAGUGACACGUGUCCAUCUCGAGGACACACAAAUCGUCCGACCGAUCACUGCUGGUGUUCCCAUCUCCUUCAGCCAGUGACGGAUUGUUUUAGCGUGGCUGCUAUCGUGUUUCUGGCAGCUAGCUAUCAGUUUCGUACCAAUUUUUAUUUGAGCUCCACUCUUCGAGGAGUGUUUUAUUCGCUAGAGUUUCUGAGAACCCUGAGGUAAGCAAAAGACUAUGAAGCAAUAAGUGAAUUAUAUAUGAUAUAGGAUGUAUCAUGACACAGGACUUGCAGUGCAAAGUCUUAAUGUAUCAAAGUCAUUUACAAUAAAAAUAAAUGUAUGCUCUGAA
This is a messenger RNA of Hemibagrus wyckioides, 7189 nucleotides long. RefSeq names its product mitogen-activated protein kinase kinase kinase 3 (gene map3k3). The coding region runs from base 1373 to 3235 and encodes 620 amino acids. The transcript is spliced from 17 exons. Gene Ontology annotation, molecular function: ATP binding; protein kinase activity; protein binding. NCBI's taxonomy places the organism in Eukaryota, Metazoa, Chordata, Actinopteri, Siluriformes, Bagridae. Gene Ontology annotation, biological process: protein phosphorylation. The record is from RefSeq and is a predicted model, not a curated record.